CUUAAUUUAUUAGCCAAAGUAAUGUGUUUUAUUACGCAUUGAUUACAUUAGGCACGGAAUAAACACUCAUUACGUUUGUACUAUUUGAAUAAAUACAUGUGAUUGUGUGUGAAAGUGGACUUACAGUGUUUAACGGCGGAAUAAAUAUAAGAAAAAUAUCGUUGCAUUAAAGUAUCUUAGAAUCGAUAUAACUACGAAAAUAUUAUUCGCCCUACAGCGAAUUCAUUAUCGCUAUGUCAACAAAAUUAUGAGUUAACCGCUAAGAGCAGGAGUCACAAUGUCCCUCGAGCGUGACAGCAUGGGCGUGAUGCCCAACGCCGGUGUGGGGGCCUCGGACCCCCGAUCCCAACUGCACCAAGAGAUGAGAGAGCAGAACUUUGAUCUUAUCCGAUUCGCUUCAUACCGGACCGCUUGCAAACUCCGUUAUGUCCAGAAGAAGUGUAACUUACACGUAAUAGACAUAUGGAACGUAAUAGAAGCGUUCAGAGAGAACGCUCUGAACACCCUGGAGCCCAAUGCCUGUGUGAACGUCACUCGGCUUGAGACGCUAGUGUCAUCUCUGUACCAUAACCUGAACAAGCGGUUACCUCCAGCUCAUCAAGUGUCGGUAGAAGCAUGUUCGGCUCUGCUGUUGAACUGGUUGCUGUCAGCUUAUAGUACUGGUGAGAAUGUGGGCAAAAUAAGGGUGUUCUCAAUAAAAGUCGCGUUGGCAACGAUGUGUGCAGGAAAGCUGAUGGAUAAACUACGAUAUAUUUUUUCGCAACUAUCGGACGGCAACGGGCACCUACUGAUGAAGAGGCUAUCUGACUACCUAAGAGAAGUGCUUGCUUUGCCGGCAGCCGUCUAUGAGUCCCCAUCAUUCAGCUAUGACGACUCACUGGCGCUGUCUAUAUUCAACCAGAACGGCAAGAUAACAGUGAACGAUUUCCUGGACACCUUAAUGUCAGACCCUGGUCCGCCCUGCCUCGUGUGGCUGCCGUUACUCCAUCGACUUGCUAGUGUUGAAAAUGUGGUCCACCCCCUGGCCUGCUCUGCCUGCCGCUUAAGCUCGCUGACCGGCUUCCGCUACCGCUGCGCCCGUUGUGCCAACUACACGCUCUGUCAGGACUGCUUCUGGCGCGGCCGAGUCUCGCAGGGCCACACUAACGAGCACGAAGUCAAGGAAUAUUCACACUAUAAAUCUCCUUCAAAGCAAAUAGGCGCAACACUACGCAAGUCAUUCCGAUGUGUACCCGAGCGGGCUCGAACCCAAGUCCCUCGCUACCCUGACCGCCCCGAGCGCACGCUCAACCUUAGUCAUAUCGUACCUCCCUCGCCAGUACCGGCGCACAACGGUUUUCCCGAAUAUGCACCAGGCUACGUCAAUACCGGCUCUUUGGACUCCCGGUCCUCCAGGUCUACUCAUCGCAGCAUAGCAGAACAUUUGUCGCGUGGGGUAGACGACGAACACAGACUGAUUGCGCGAUAUGCUGCGCGAUUGGCGCACGAAAAUCGGACUAUGCCGCGCGCCGGACGAUCAGCGUCGCUUACUCCUGAACUAGGUCGAUCGUCAUCCGAAGGGUCAGAAGUGGACGCGGCGAGGCAGCAACGCGAACUGAUCUCACAACUUGAAGCUAAGAAUAGAGAAAUCAUGAGGGAAAUCGCGAGGCUCAGACGUCAGCAAGAAGCCGAGGCCUCAGCAAGUGGUGGUUCAGGGUCCGCCCCUCCUUUGGUGUCAGAGCUUCGUGCCCUUCGACAAAGGAAAGAUGAACUCGAAGGCCAUCUCUCCUCGCUGCAAGAGUCCAGGAAACACCUCAUGCAGCAACUAGAGGGGCUCAUGAGGAUGCUCAAGACGCAGCAGUCAUCGCCCCGCUCGACCCCCAACUCUUCACCUCGUUCCACCAAAAGCCCGCCGCUGCCGGGCGCUCAGCCUCAACCUACGGCGCCGGAAAGAGAGCCCCGUGGGACGGUGCGCAGUGCACCGCAAACGCCGUCUCUCGGCGAACGAGAACGCAUCGAUAUGACGCACAGCCUUGGAGGCAUGGAAAGUAUGGGAGGCGACGGCAGGAACUUUCAUCAAAACCAAAGACCAACCACCAUGGGCAUAGACAAUCGAAGCCUGCGAAGCGACCUACUCUACGCAGCGGAUUCAGUCACCAACGCAAUGUCGACGCUCGUCCGCGAACUCAACUCUGAGGGCUCCGAUACUGAGGACACUAUCAAGGGGGCUGUUGGACCGAGGAAGCAGAGAGAUUUUGAAGAGGACGAUGACAGCGAUGAACCAAUGCCGCGGCCGCAGCCGCCGCGUCACUACCUGCACGACAACAAUGUGCAGGACACCCCCCCACCCCUGCCGGCGCGUACUGGACACUACUUCCCAAGGACAUAGUGUAACUAACUAACCAUACUAUCCAUACAUAUAGCAUAAAUGUUCACUUUUACAACGCUUAGACGGUUCUUGAGCUUAAUUGCUUCGGUUUAUUCAGAGAAUUUCGGCAAAAAUUACUAUGUAUAUUUGUGUAUGUUUUCUAAAAAUUUAAAUUAGCUCUUUCACAUUUAUUCGUUUAUUCUAUACAUUAAUAAAAACAGGACUUGAUAAUUUCCUCUCUUGGGGUUUGGAAGUCGGUUAAAAAAAUAAGUACAGUACAGAGGCCCAUUUCUCGAAAAUUAUUAGUCUAAUAGUAUUAGUGUGUUGUCAUGGCAACGCAAUUUGACAGUUCGUGGACCAAUAAUAUUAGUCUAAUAUCGUUCGAGAAAUGGGUCCCAGGCUGCUAAAUUGUUAUAUUAGCGUCGUUGCAUGAUUAAAGUUUUGGUGAUACAUUUAUAGUGCAACGUGAGGCGGAACUGGAAUAUUGCUAACGAGAGUAGGUUAAGGGCCAGUUGCAUCGACCACAUUUGACAGACACAUCAUCGUCACGCAGCAGACGUCUAUGGAACUUCCCUACCAAAUAAAAUUUAACGAACGCUUUAACGGUGACAGACGGUUUGGUGCAACCGACCCUAAAUCGCGACGGCUUGUCGGAGCGAUUUAAAGACUCGACUUUUCAAUAUUCUUACGCCCCGAAUAACACACAAUGUUUUUCAUCACACUUAAAAAACAUGUGAAAUGUUAAAUACGGUACUAAAAUAGCACAUUUCGUGUGCGAAUGUGAUAAAUAUAAUAUUAUUUAACAAUUAAGCUCAAGAACUUGUUGAAACUAUCAAAAAUAUGGUCAAAUAUUAGAACAUUACUGCUAAUGUUUCCUUCUGAAACAAGGAAAUAGUUCCUUUCUGAAGAUAUUCUCAUGGAUUCUGACAUGAUGAUAAACUAUUAGUUCUUAUAAGAAGU
Molecule: messenger RNA, 3307 nt
Organism: Leguminivora glycinivorella
Lineage: Eukaryota; Metazoa; Arthropoda; Insecta; Lepidoptera; Tortricidae
Product: dystrobrevin beta
Exons: 21
Coding region: 278-2368 (696 amino acids)
Biological process (GO): synaptic signaling
Cellular component (GO): plasma membrane; synapse
Molecular function (GO): zinc ion binding
Source: RefSeq, a predicted model, not a curated record